This is a messenger RNA of Dreissena polymorpha, 5503 nucleotides long. Its product is annotated as glucose-6-phosphate exchanger SLC37A2-like. The record is from RefSeq and is a predicted model, not a curated record. Gene Ontology annotation, cellular component: endoplasmic reticulum membrane. Gene Ontology annotation, biological process: glucose-6-phosphate transport; phosphate ion transmembrane transport. Gene Ontology annotation, molecular function: glucose 6-phosphate:phosphate antiporter activity. The transcript has 17 exons. The coding region runs from base 127 to 1830 and encodes 567 amino acids. Lineage: Eukaryota; Metazoa; Mollusca; Bivalvia; Myida; Dreissenidae.
UGUCACGACCGGUUUACGCUUCAAUGAAUUUGGACAGAAUGACUCUCGUAUUUAUAAGAGUGGUUUAUCGACUGUUGUGACAAAAUCUAACAGUUCUUUUGGUGUUUCCAAAGUUUUUCGUGAGCAAUGGGCAAAGAACCGAUAGGGAUUAAACUACUGCCUUCAGUUUCACGUGGACCUACAAGAGAUGUUGCGUAUAAAAUCUACAUUCUGGUACUUACAUUUUUCUGCUACACGUGCUACCACCUCUCACGGAAGCCAAUUAGCAUUGUGAAGUCCAGAUUAUAUCGCAACUGUUCAGACCCUUCAGUUUCUUCUGACGAAAGGAAUGGUACAGAGUGUGACUGGAAACCAUUUGAUAAGUCUGAUGCCUCUGCUCUCCUUGGGGGACUCGAUCUGGCCUAUCUCUUUGCCUAUGCUGUCGGCAUGUUCUGCAGUGGUCAUAUAGCUGAGCGCAUAAGCCUGAGACUGUUCAUGUCUGCUGGUAUGAUCCUCACAGGUGUGUUUACUGCUGCUUUCGGCCUUGGAUAUUUUUUCAACAUCCACAGUUUCUACUACUAUGUGAUUGUACAGAUUUUUGGAGGUCUUGCGCAGUCUACUGGGUGGCCAAGUGUUGUGACUUGUGUGGGCAACUGGUACGGCAAAGGAAAGCGUGGUCUGAUCAUGGGUAUCUGGAACUCUCACACGUCAGUGGGGAACAUUCUGGGCUCCAUUAUAGCUGGCGCGUGGGUUGAUGGGGCAUGGGGUUGGUCCUUCGUGGUGCCCGGCAUCAUCAUUGCAUCCAUGGGCGUGUUGGUCUUCCUGUUUUUGGUUCCAGAACCCGCUGAUGUUGGGUGUACUGAACCUGCUAGUGAUCAGGGAAAAGGGAAUGAGGAGAUCGAAACGCAGAAUUCAUUCUCAAAUUACAAACAGAGUUUCUCAGAUGAUCAGAACUCCGUCCCUGUAAUUGUAACGUCCAAUGGUCACACUCAUUCCUCACAAGAUUGCAGUAUUAAAAAUGGCUAUUGUACAAAUGAAAAAGGCGAGAUUAUUGGGCAUGCCAUUGGCAUUGGUGCAUAUUUUGUUAACGGAGACACUAUUGCAUCUGGGAAACUCACUCAUUGUUCUGAGGCUGCUGUGAAGACGCAACCUAUUAUUAACAGAGAUGACAAUCCCAAAAGAAGUGAAGCAGUGUCCAUAUGGAGAGCCUUGUUUAUACCUGGAGUGAUAGAAUUUUCUCUCUGCCUGUUCUUUGCCAAACUUGUCAGUUACACAUUCCUGUUUUGGCUACCAAAGUAUAUAUCCAACAAAACUAGCUACAGUGCAGAGAAAGCUGGGGAUCUGUCAACACUAAUGGAUGUUGGUGGUAUUGCAGGGGGUAUAGCGGCAGGCAUGUUCUCGGACUACACCCGGGGUAAAGCCACUACCUGCGUGGUCAUGUUAGUGCUGGGGGCCCCUAUGAUGUUCAUCUACAACGAGUACGGCAGCAUAGACUAUGCACAUAGUGUCGGCUUGCUGCUUCUGCUGGGAUUCAUGGUGAACGGCCCAUACGCCCUGAUCACGACUGCUGUCAGUGCUGACCUGGGCACUCACAAGAGUCUCAAGGGCAACGCCAAGGCCCUCGCCACGGUGACUGCCAUUAUAGACGGCACCGGCAGUGUAGGUGCAGCCCUAGGUCCACUGUUUGCGGGUGUGAUCUCAAAAACUGGCUGGAACAACGUGUUCUGGAUGCUGAUUGGCUGUGACAUUCUAGCCAUAGUGUUUUUGGUCCGCCUUGUUUAUAAGGAAAUAAAAUUGUGGAAACUAGUCGGUUGCGGACCCCAAAUAGAUGAUCCUUCUCUCGAAGUUUAACAGAACAAGGAUUGCCCCCCUUUGGAGCCCAGUUCUUGGUGCGACUGGUUUACAAAGAAAUCCAGCUUUGGAAGCUGUUUGGUUGCAGGGAGCCCCUGGAAGAUAACAAUGAAGAAGUAACUGUACAAAAUAGAUAGCUACACAAAAUGUCAAGACUCCAUAGUUCACUGUAAAUAGAAAAUAUAGUACUCUUACUAGUAAAUGAUAACUUACUAAUAAAGAAUAGUCUUGAAGAUAUAUGUGGAAUAUUUCGCAAAAAUGCAAUCUGUGAUGUGUUUUUUUUGCAAAGUGAUUAUACAUUUACAUUUAAGACUUUUUUUUUAAUAGAAACUAUCAUACAAAAAAUCAUAUUUGAUUGAAUCAUAUUAUAAUUUGAUCUCUGUGAAUUCAUUACUUUCCCUUGAAAAUGGUAUUUGUGAUGUUUUUUGUUAAGGGAUAUAAUAUUUUAAACAGGAUUUUAUUUUUACCUGCAGAAAUUAAGUAUUUAGUUUCUGUAUGAAUGGUUGUCAUUUUUAACAGAAAUCUAUUUUAAUUUCUAAGAUUGAUAUAAAUUGGUGUUUUUAAAGCAGGUGUAAAACGUGCUAUUUUAUGUGUAUGUUCAUAAUGCAUUAACAGUAACGUUUUAUUACAAUACGAUGUAUAUGUUUGGAUAUUUUUAUAUGUUUAUGGUGUAGGAAUCAGGUUGUUCUAUUAAAUAAGCAGUUUAUGUCUUUGUAUGAUGUACUGAAUUUAACUAUUAUAUAUUAAUACAUAUUAAUGCCGGUUGCCAGUUUAUAUCUGUUUUGUAUGCAAAUGCCAUUUGUUAGUUUUGUUCUGUAUUGUAUGUUAAUGCGAGUUGUUUGUUUAUUCUGUUUAUUCCUGUCUCGUAUGUUAAAUUAAUUCCUGUAUUGUAAUGAUUGUAUGUAAGAAUGUAACAUAUGGAUUUGCCUUUUUCAAUACUAGUCACUUUGUUAUCCAUUAAAGUUACUAUCCGCAUUACCUGCCUUCAAGUUCAGGGACUGGUUUUUCAAAGUUAUUUUAUUGUUCAGUUUAAUAGUGUUUGCUCCAGGAUUGUUUUAAUGCUUUUAAAGGUUACAAUGUUUUCUUAGUUUGUGAUUUUGACUGUUUAUUAGCUCACCUGAGCACAACAUGCUGAUGGUGAGCUUUUGUGAUCACCUUUUGUCCGUCGUCCGUUGUGCAGGGUCAACAUUUGCCUUGUUAACUCUAUAGAGGCCACAUUUAUUGUCCAAUCUUCAUGAAAUUUUGUCAGAAGAUUGGUCUCAAUGAUAUCUUAGAGGAGUUAACGUUUACUUGAAAAACAUGCCAAGGGGCGGGGCAUUUUUCCUUAUAUGGCUAUAUAUGGCUAUAGUAAAAUGUUGUUAACACUCUAGAGGCCACAUUUAUUGUCUGAUCUUCAUGAAACUUGGUCAGAAGAUUCAUCCUAAUAAUAUCUUGGACGAGUUCGAAAAUGAUACCGGAUGGUUGAAAAACAUGGCCUCCAGAGGGUGGGGCAUUUUUCCUUAUAUGGCUAUAGUAAAACCUUGUUAACACUCUAGAGGCCACAUUUAUUUUCCGAUCUUCAUGAAACUUGCUCAGAAGAUUUGUCCCAAUAAUAUCUUGGAUGAGUUAAAAAAUGGUAACCUUUGCUUGAAAAACAUGGCUGCCAAGGGGCGGGGCAAUUUUCCUUAUAUGGCUAUAGUAAAAUCUUGUUAACACUCUAGAGGCCACAUUUAUUGUCCAAUCUUAAUGAAACUUGGUCAGAAGAUUCAUCCCAAUAAUAUCUUGGACGAGUUAAAAAAUGAUGCCGGUCGGUUGAAAAACAUGGCCGCCAGGGGGCGGGGCAUUUUUCCUGAUAUGGCGAUAGUAAAACCUUGUUAACACUCUAGAGGCCACAUUUAUUGUCCAAUCUUCACGAAAGUUUGUCUUAUUGAUAUCUUGGAUGAGUUCGAAAAUGGUUACGUUUGCUUGAAAAACAUAGCUGCCAAGGGGCGGGGCAUUUUUCCUUAUAUGGCUAUAUAUGGCUAUAGUAAAAUCUUGUUAACACUCUAGAGGCCACAUUUAUAGUCCGAUCUUCAUGAAACUCGUUCAGAAGAUUCAUCCCAAUAAUAUCUUGGACGAGUUAAAAAAUGAUGCCGGUUGGUUGAAAAACAUGGCCGCCAGGGGCGGGGCAUUUUUCCUUAAAUGGCUAUAGUAAAACCUUGUUAACACUCUAGAGGCCACAUUUAUUGUCCAAUCUUCAUGAAAUUUGGUCAGAAGAUUCAUCCCAAUAAUAUCUUGGAAGAGUUUAAAAAUGAGGCCUGUUGGUUGAAAAACAUGGCUGCCAGGGGGCGGGGCAUUUUUCCUUAUAUGGCUAUAGUAAAACCUUGUUAACACUCUAUAGAGGCUACAUUUAUUCAAUCUUCAUGAAACUUGGUCAGAAGAUUUGUCCCAAUAAUAUCUUGUUAUCUCAGGUGAGCGACUUUGGGCCUUUCAGGCCCUCUUGUUUUAUUUGCUGUUUUAGAAUAAUGGUAUACAUGUAUUUAAGUUUUAAUAUUUAGAUUCACAUCAUCUAGUUGACUAUGUUAGUUUUUUCUUGAUUGAAAAUCACUUAAAUACUUGUUGUUGUUUUAUUGUACUUGAAUUCCUAAUACUUAAAGAUAAUAUCUUUAUUAAGCUGAAGUAUUUGUUAUGUUUUGACACAUAACCUCCAGAGGAUGAAGGGCAUAUGUAGCAUAAUGUAAAAAUGAGACAUUUGACCCACGCGGCGUUGUCAAUUCUGACCCCAGAGGAAAAAUUUGUACAAUUUUUAACAUGACAGCCUUACAGUGUUAAAUAUCAAAUAUUAGACCAUUUCACCAUUUGAAUAAGUGGAAAUGAUUGUUAAUUCAUGUUCCUAUAUAAGUCUUCUAACUAUAGGACUCAAAGGGCGUGGCCAGUUUUGACCCCAGGGUUAUAAUUCAAUGUCGCAAAUUAAAUGCGUUACCUUUCGGUAUCAGUUGUAAUAUGUUUUGCUAAUAAUCAGUAUGUUCAUAAUCAUAUCGUUACAUUCAUACAAAAUGCAAUUACAAAUUCAUAACUUUUUUUGAUAACCCACAUUUCAUUAAUGAAAUUUUUUGUUACAAAUAACUAAUGUUAUUAGUUUACCACACAUAAAGAGAAUGUAAAAUUAAUUACACUGAAUUGUUCAUAUAAAAUGUUGUACAUAUAUAACCUGAUUGAACUGUAUUGUAAAUGAGAAAGGUUCUUUACAAAGUCUGUAAACCAUGUCAAGUCACAUACAAUAUGUCUAUGUGCAUGUAUCUUAAAUUUAUUUAAUCAGACAUAUAACAAUUGUACUCCCUUGGCAUAGAACAUGUUAUUGUUUUAAAAUUAAACAAGAAAUGAAGCUAGAAUGUAGUAUGUAGCAGAUGUAGACACAAUGUAUUAAAGAAAAAAGUCUCAUACUUAACAGUGGGACAAUCACUUUUUGCGCCCACUUUUACAGAAUCUUUAAGUAUUUUAUAGGAUUUAAAAAGAAAUACUAUUUGACAAAUUGUUUCUUAUUGCCAAAACUUAGUUCAUUGCUUAUUAAAGUACUUGCAUCAUGAAAAUUGUUUACUGUUCAAAUUAUUUCUUAUUGCAAAAACUUAGUUCAUUGCUUAUUGAAGUACUUGCAUCAUGAAUAUUGUUUACUGUUGAAGUUAUUAAUUAAAGACAAUAAACAAUGUGAUUUGUU